This is a messenger RNA of Physella acuta, 2130 nucleotides long. RefSeq names its product serum response factor-binding protein 1. Gene Ontology annotation, biological process: maturation of SSU-rRNA. Lineage: Eukaryota; Metazoa; Mollusca; Gastropoda; Physidae. Gene Ontology annotation, cellular component: 90S preribosome; nucleus. The record is from RefSeq and is a predicted model, not a curated record.
UUUGGAGUCGUGUUUUAAUUUAUGUACUUGGAGUGUAGCUAAUAGAGCUAGAUCUAGAUCUACUUAUAAUUUAUAUUAAAUAUCAAGGCAAAGAGUAUUAGUAUUAGAUAUACCAGCAAAUGACAAUCAUGGAUUCUAGAAGUAUUGAUUUUGCCAAAACGGCAUCUAUUGACAUGAUGGCCCUGAACAACAAGAUUGUCAAAAUGAGACAAACUGUGAAACGGAGUAAAGUGCAAGUUAUCAACAAACUUUGCAAGUACAUUACAGAACUCAAAAAGAAAAAAGGCACAGAGGAGCAGAAAGAAAAAAAUUUACGCAAAGCUGAAAGAUAUAUUGAGGAAAUUGAUUCAAUUAAGAAAUUAAAAGAAGACAAAGUAUCCAAGUAUGCACUUGCUAAUACAAAGUCAUUUGCAGAAGUGUCUAAGCUAAGCUUAUUGGCUGGUCCACGGGCUUUGGCUCGUCUUGCAGAUCAUCCCCUUAUGAAAAAAGUUGUUUCUGAUUUUCGCCAGCAACACCAGGAUUGGCAAGACCUAGCGGCUUAUCUGCUGAUAAAACAAACCGGGCGUAGAUUCAAGACAAAAAAACAAAAACAAAAAAAACUAGCACAUUGUGUUGAGAACAUUAAUGCUUCAGAGACAAUGACUAAAGCUUAUAUACAUGAAAGGUUUGGGAAGGAAGGUCUGGAAAAAGCAGAACAAAGAUUUGAAAGAAAAAGAAAACGUUCUAAAAUUACAUCUGGUGCUGAAACAAGUGAUGAUGCUUCAGUCCCUAAAGUGGUUGUUGCUGAAUCUAAAGAAAUACAACAGAAAGCAAGUCCAUCUAAAAUAAUAAAUCAAAGUCUUGCAGACACAGAAAAAAGCUUAGUUAUAAAUGAAAGUUUAGAAGAUAAAGAUAAAACCUUAAAUUCAAGCGAAACUACUGAGAAUAACGAUGAAAACUUACAUUCAAUUCCUAUAAAACCUAAGACUAAUAUAAAGAAAGACAUUUUAAAUAAAGAAUCAAAUGAAGUUAAAGAUAUACUCUGCACAGAUAAAAUCAAAGAUGCAAAUAUUGAGAGAGAACAAGCUGGUCUUGAAAUAGUUUGUCACAGUAGCAAUUUGUUGGUGAAACCUAGUCUUGACCAAUCUUCUUCAGACAAACAUAGUCAACAUGACCUCUCUUCAGACAAAGAUAUUGAACAAGAUCUCUCACAUGAUGAAGAUAUUGAACAUGAUCUGUCAGAUGAUGAAGAAAGCAGUUCUAGUUCAGAAGAUGAAAGUGCUGAGCAAUCUUCAGCCUCAUCAAUUGUGGAAAAUGAAGAAGAAAAUAACCCAGAGACUGAAGCUACUGAUGAGCAUCUAAAAAAUAGCAGUAAAAAAUCAGAAUCAAGAAGUGAAUGUGUUGUGAAAGAAUUAAAUCUGGGUGAGGACAAUAGCAGUGAUGUAAUAGAGGAUUCUUCUUCAAGCUCUUCUUCAGAUGAAGAUGAAAGUGACAAAGAAAGUGUAGAUCAUACGCCUGCCCGUAAUAAAAAAAAUAAAAAGAAGGAUGUUCCAGAGUUUUUGACUAAGCCCAAUAAGAAUGUAAUCAGUGACCCAUUUUUCGGCAGUGAUGAUGAGGGGGAAGCUGCACAGGAAGAAAUGGAGUUUAAUGAAUUUGAUAAUGGCGAAGAUGAUUUUUCAUUUGCAGAUAAAAAAAGGAAAGUGGGGUCCAUGUUUUAUAACCCACAUGCCACUGAUGAUGAAAAUUCCAAGAGAGCUCGUUUUAAUGCAGGAAAAUAUCGCGGCUCAUCGACUAAACAAUUUGGCCAUGACAGGUUCAGCAAGGAGCACAGGCCUACAAGUUGGUCUGGUAGAGGAAGUAGAACAGCACCUAGGGGUAGCAUGCGUGGGAGAGGCUCAUUUGGAAACAGAGACAGAAAACCACCUCAUGUUAAAAGUGAUCAACCAGCCAAUACUAACAGGUUUAAAGACAGUUCAAGUAAGACAAAAGUUGAACCCAAAACAGUUUCAAAUACAGAAAAACUUCACCCGUCAUGGGAAGCAAGUAAAAAACGCAAAGCAGAGCAAAGUAGCAUCGCAGCUUUUAAAGGCAGCAAAAUUGUAUUCGAUGAUUAAAAAUGACAUUUUAAUGUACUGAUUUAUUUCCUCGAUU